AUGUGCGACUCCGAGAACUCAACUCUUAACUGCCCGGCCUCGUGGAAGAUUGGAGUUAACUCCGUGUUCUGGGGGCGGCAGUCUACAACUGUUUGUCCAGCUGAGAAUGGACAGACCAUGUGCACUGGGGCCCCGGAGAGCCUUGGGAUUGUUAAGAAAUCAUGUGAUGGACUGACAAAGUGUGAUGUGCAUGCGUCUUACGAUCAAGUUCAGAAUGGCGCAGAGAACUGUCCAGGAGUUCAGAAGUAUUUGAUAAUUAAUUACAGCUGCAAACCACACCCAAAUAUAGGUAACUUAGUACCUGACUCGACAGAUUUUACAAACAGACUCUUCGCUAGUUAAUCAAUUAAGUGUACGUAGCUUAUUUGUAUUGCCUCCAUUAUGUGCCUCCUUAAGGCGGCAUUAUGGGUAAAAUGACCCUAAAAGAAACAGUAAGGAUUAAGUUGGCUGAUUGUAGGUGAAGAUGGGCGAAGCUCGGAAUAAACUUUAAAAACCUUCUCUGUUCUAUAUUAAAAUAGAGCACUUGAUACCAAUUUUUAACAAGUAUUAGCUGGCGAAAAACCCGGGUUUUCUCCGCUGGCUUUCUAUGAGCUGAUAGAGAACGACAAUGUCAGUCAAUCAGAAUGCCAGAUGUUGCCAUGGAUACCAGGGUAUUCUAGGGUACUAAAGAGUAUUCGCCGUAUAAACUAGUUGAUCUGCUAUCAGGCUAAGGAGCAUCUUUAUUUCAUGGUGGCCUAUCUGGUCUUUGUCAAUUCAAUUAAAACAGUCUGUUUCCCAUAAUUUUAAACAUCCCCUUUUUCUUCAAGAAGUUUAUUUAGAUUUGAAAUGGCAAAGUGCAAAAAGAUUCAAAGCUGCUAUAUUUGAGAUAGGGUUGCAGUUAUUGAUGCUUGCUACGUAUUAUAUGUUUUACGUAUUGUGUUUUGAAGCUCGCUGAUAUACGAUACUACCUAGUCUCCUACACCAAUAACAAUCUAUUGUUUCUAUUUUCAUAUUUUCAAACUCGUAUUUGUAACGAACUUUUAGUUUUAUCUUCAUUCUUCUUUUAGCCCCUGAAGAAGGUUUGCUGUCAAACCGAAAUAUUGAGCAAAUUUGUUUAAAUAUAUAUUUUAUAAUUUUAUUCUUUUGUUUACUUCUUCAUCGCCUUGCCGUGAGGAUCAGUUUGUCGUUUCAUGAUUUUCUAUAAGUUAUUAUUGUACUGAUCCAGGACUACAACUGGGAGAUCCGGCACCACUCAUUGGUUUGUGGCUUUUGAUUUGCUGAUAUUUUAUAUGUUUUACGCCCCUGUUAGGAACCGAGGAGGAUCUGCCCCAGAAUGAUCAGGAACCAGUGGUCAAGUCACCCUUAAAGCCUAACCCAGGCCUCGCACCAAACGUGGUGAGUGACCUCAAACAACUUGAUGAUGGGCCACAAGGAGUAAAAGCACCAGCUGAUGCGGCUGGUGAAAACCUGAACAUUGGACGGCUAGGAAUGGGGGGGUUAAAGGCCUUGGAAAAGAUAAAUAAUCUCAUUAAAGCAUCAGCCGAGACACAGGACGGAGAGGAGGGUCCAUCGGAUAAUGGGCUGACGGACGAACAGGCGCAAGCUAUUGAACGUAUGAUCAUUGAAGGAAUACACCACAUAAAGAAGAACACCCCAGAAGGGUCUGGGACUCAAAGAGCCUCCAUCCCACGACAAAAGAUCACGCCAAAUGUGAUCUCUAAAGCUUUUCCAAAAUUUCCACAAGCAGCUAGACCGAAAGGUGUUCCAGUGCAAAACCAAAGUAAAUCAACAACAGCACAGAAAAAAGACUCAAAACCUGUCGCAGCACUGGUUCAAGUAGGAACUCCGAGGCUUCAGAAAGGAGAGCCGAAAUUGAAAGGGGUUUCACAGAGUAACCAAGUUCAUUCAAAGUCUACACUAGGAUCCAGUAAAAUGAGACCCAUUCCUGUUCUCAAAAGUAAAUUCACAGAACAGAGGAAGAAUUCAGAACCCAGAAAACUUCGUGGUUUAGGUCUGGGUAUUGCAGGAACCGGAAAUUCACCUUAAGAGCGAUGUACAGUAACUGAAAUAAGGUCAUACAUUACAAGUUUCAUUCUUGUGUACGGCCAUGCAGCUGUAUAGUUAUGUUAUAAACAACUGUAACAGAAUUUUUUUCAGAUAGAUGUCAUGCGGUAUAUAUCUUGAGCAAUGUUUAAAUACUAUUCUAUAAGAGUGCGUUAGUUUUCAUCAGUCACUGCGGCGACUGAAACCUAAGAAGGUACCCUCCGAAAGAAAUUAAACUUCAACCUGGAGUGAUUCGAUGAAGAAGUAGCUGUGUCAAAGAAAAUUUUAACAGGACGACACAGUUUUCUUUUCAGGCUUUUUUUCUCAUUCUUUGACUCAUUUUAUGUAGAACCCCAUUCAACAUGACCACUACUUUCUAAGUUUAUAAAUGUUACUUCAAAUCGACCACCAGCAGGUCCAAGUGAAAGUGUGGGGAAAACAGCAAAUCUCCUUAGCCCAACAGAACAAUAGCAGGUGUUUUUCAAAGGCUAAUGAAAAUAAUGGUUUUUUAUAAGUUCGUGGCCACAGCAAAUCGAUCAUAGUCAAUGUAGACCGCUUCAGAAAUAAUAACGAUAAUAAUAAUUAUACUUCGCGUAGACGCGAGAGAUUUAAUAAUGUAGCAUUG
Molecule: messenger RNA, 2647 nt
Organism: Porites evermanni
Lineage: Eukaryota; Metazoa; Cnidaria; Anthozoa; Scleractinia; Poritidae
Source: the annotation of a GenBank genome assembly